Molecule: messenger RNA, 1633 nt
Organism: Penaeus chinensis
Lineage: Eukaryota; Metazoa; Arthropoda; Malacostraca; Decapoda; Penaeidae
Product: group XIIB secretory phospholipase A2-like protein
Exons: 1
Coding region: 163-783 (206 amino acids)
Biological process (GO): lipid catabolic process; phospholipid metabolic process; arachidonate secretion
Cellular component (GO): extracellular region
Molecular function (GO): A2-type glycerophospholipase activity; calcium ion binding
Source: RefSeq, a predicted model, not a curated record
UCUUUCGCUUAUACUUCGCAGGUAAACAAACACGGGGAGCUGAAAGCAGGACAAGAGUAGAGAAAAGAGAAAUAGGAAUAAACAAAAAGAAGCAAUAAGAGAAAGUCAUAGCUUAGUGCAGAAAAGGAGCUCUUUAGUCCAAGACUCUUUAUUUAAGCCAAAAUGAAGGUGGGAAUACGGUUGGUGUUGACUUUAGCAAUUGUAUUGGUCGUCCCCUCCGUCCCUGGGGCGAGGGGGGAGGGCUACUUCCAGUCAGUGUACGAGAGCAUAGUGCAGGCCCAGGACACCCUCAGGGAAGUGGCUAUAACGGUGAACAAAGGCUUAAAGACUCUAGCUGAGACUAUGAGAUUUGUGGAGAAAUUUGUUGAUUCUACCGUGGAGGAGGAAUGCCAUUACAGCUGUCCCAAGAACAAGGUUCCUGUUGCCAACCCCAACCACAUCCCAGACUACAAUGGAUGUGGGGCCCUGGGUGUGUUCUUUGAAAAGGAGGAUCUGUCAAGACCAGAGAUGGUCGACUGCUGCAAUGAGCACGAUCUCUGCUAUGACACAUGUGGGAGCGAUAAGGAUGAGUGUGAUCUCUGCUUUAAGAAGUGCCUUUACAACACCUGCAACAGCAACCAGCAAGAAAUGGAGGUUUUGUCACUUAAGGCAUGCAAAGGCGGUGCAAAGUUGCUCUACACAGCAACUUUAGCUUUGGGAUGCACGUCCUAUAAGGAUGCACAGGAAGAGGCAUGUAUGUGUGUGGAUAAGAAUGACAUCCCCAAGACACGGAAUGAGUUAUAGCUGUUGUAGAAGCAGCAAUAAGUGGAUAAACAUUGCUGAAUUCUGUGAUAAUUUAAAAUCCUAUUAUUUUCCCAUGACUGAUAAUAGCACUACCAAAAAUUUGAAAUUUCAUGGAUAUGUGCCAUCUAUUUUUUUAUAUGGAUUGGUCAGUGAUUUAGCACACUAGCUCACACUAGUGAGAUGAAGCUUUUGUGAAAAUUUUGGUAGUUAAAAGGUUUGAAAUACUAUAACCAUGGCUUGUUCAUUUAUUUUCAUCAACUAAUUGUUGUGAUUUUUCCUUUUUUGAUAAUAUUUUGUCUUUCAUCUGUUUAAUUAUCUUUAAGAACUGGCAGUUCCAAUCAUUGAUGAGAGUGUAAAAUAUGUUAGAAGUGUUUAAGCAUGUACAAUAACUAUACAUAUUGGUAUACUCAGAAAAUCACAAAAACACAUUUUAAACAGAUCUGGGUCAGCUUUUCAGAUUGAAAAUUUCUUGGAUAUUCAUAUAUUAAAUGAUAUUAAGUAUUAUAUUUGACAAAGAAAAAAUUAUUGAGAUUAGCACACACCUUGUGCAAAAAUCAGUUCUUACAAUUUGUAUUCAAGUUUUUUUUGAUGUGGGUUUUAUGCUUCACACAUUUUAUUUUAAAAAAUUAAAUGGAAUAAUAAAAUGAUGAAAUGGGAUAUGUGCAUAUAUUUUUAUUCAUAUAUGUGUGCUACAUGUGCUUAACUUGUGUGUUCUAGUUAACAAUAUUGGUUAUUUUUCUAUUUAUUUUGAAAUUAUGGAUAGGAAUAGUUGUAAAAUUAUGUAUUAUGCCACUCAGAAGUCUUAUUAUAAAUGGAAUAUACUCAGGAAUAAUAAAUGAUCCUUUUAAAA